AUGAUGCAAAAGUCAGAAAUAUAUGUUAGUCCAGCAUGUUUGAUAACAUCAAAUUCGAAAGAUAAUUCGUUGAAAAUUAACAAUAGCGGUAUUUUAUUGAAUGGUGGUUUCAUCAUCACGCCUGUGCUGAAAGAUGAGGGAGAUUCGCCCAUCAUCAAUGAUGCAAAUCAUGAAUUUCGUGUUAUUUUAGAAGAAAUUGAUGAACAUGGCAGCUCAAAGACAAUCCAUGAAGUUUUUGCAAUGUACAUUCUAACAUUCAACUCGUCAAAUAAUGUUAGAAAACAUAUCAAAACAUUGUUUUCAUCUUCUCAAUGGAAUUAUUUUCCAAGUCCAAAUCAUAAAAUUAACUCUUCAAUAACAUCGUUAGAAAUAAAUUUUCUGUUAUUGAAAAUAGAAAAUUCAAGAUAUUCAUACAGAACAAACUUCAACAUUCUAGCUUCGGUUACCGACGACAGAUUAAGAACAGGGGAACCAAUUUUAGUUGUUAGUACUCCAUUCGCCAAUUUAAGCCCCAAAAUGUUCAUGAAUUCGAUGAGUAGUGGAAUAAUUUCGAAUGUGGUUGGUGACGAUGGUGAGGUUUUCCUGAUUGACGGCAGAUGUGCACCCGGAUGUCAGGGCGGGACUGUGUACAGAUACAGACCUGACUGCUAUGAUCAUGUUGGUGAUUUGAUAGGCCUGGUGUUAAUUCCGAUACUUUGGAGGGGUAAGGAGUAUGUAGGACUAGCUGUUUGUUGCAACAUUCAACAUGUACUCAGAACUCUGACAUCUUUUCUCGCUGCAGCAAGUCUGAAUACAGAACUCACUCCUAAGCUAUUCCCAUCCGUGUCUAGCUUAGAAAAUUCCAUUAUAGUCCACAAUCCCUUACAGCAUAUCACUAUCUCACCAAACUCUUCAUCAAAUAUCAACAUCUCGCCAAGCCUACCCUCACCAAACAUCAGCAUCUCAUCCAGGCCCGCCUUUAGAAAUGUGGUCUACGUUGAAUGUAGAAACUCAUGGGGUUCGGGAAUUGUUGUUGAUGUGGAAGGCGGCUUAGUUGUCACGUGCUACCACGUCCUUGCAAGUUGGAAUGGUGAUACCGAGAAUGAAAAUUUGAAUUGUGAUGCAGCAGUACGAAUACCUCACUUGAAGAAAAGAUACUCUGCUAAAAUUCUCAACAACUGUAGCAGCAAAAAUACCCAAAUACUCAACAACAACCAAAACACCCAAAUACACAACAGCAGCAGCAGCAGCAAAAAUCAACCCUUUUACGAUGUAGCUGUUUUGAAACUUGCAGUUACGAGUCCCUGUGAGUUGUACGAGUGUGGUAUGACAACAUUGAAAGAAGUUGAUGUCUGUUUAGAAUUUUCAUUAGGUAUGAGCGUUUACGCAUGCGGUCAUAUGUUGUUUGAUAAGUGGCACUCUUUGAAACCUUCUGCAACUUGUGGCAUCAUUUCAAAAAUAUCCUACCAUCGUCAUGAACCAGUUUUGAUCCAGUCUUCCAGUUGUGUGCAUGCUGGGAUGAGUGGUGGUCCCUUACUUGAUGGCGAAGGUAGAAUUGUAGGAAUCAUCGUUUCUAACAUCAGGCACCCAAUUGUACUAGCCAUUAAAAACGAUACAUCCGGAGUGUGCUAUCCACACAUCAACCAACACGUUCCAAUGUCAAUUAUCUGGCCCCUUAUCUGUCAAUAUUUGAAAACAAAAUCCGACCAUGUAUUCGAAAAACUUCACACUGAUGAUGAAUCAUUGAUUGACACGUGGACUUUGAACGCAUCGGCUAAGAAGCCAGCGUUGAUGUGCCACCUCUAG
This is a messenger RNA of Helobdella robusta, 1785 nucleotides long. RefSeq lists its product as hypothetical. Gene Ontology annotation, cellular component: peroxisome. The record is from RefSeq and is a predicted model, not a curated record. NCBI's taxonomy places the organism in Eukaryota, Metazoa, Annelida, Clitellata, Rhynchobdellida, Glossiphoniidae. Gene Ontology annotation, biological process: protein processing; regulation of fatty acid beta-oxidation. The coding region runs from base 1 to 1785 and encodes 594 amino acids. Gene Ontology annotation, molecular function: serine-type endopeptidase activity. The transcript has 9 exons.